Molecule: messenger RNA, 597 nt
Organism: Metarhizium robertsii ARSEF 23
Lineage: Eukaryota; Fungi; Ascomycota; Sordariomycetes; Hypocreales; Clavicipitaceae
Exons: 2
Coding region: 1-597 (198 amino acids)
Source: RefSeq, a predicted model, not a curated record
AUGACCGCCGCGUUGAAAACUCACCCGGACCGCGUCCCAGCCGACUCCCCGGAGCGCGACGCCCGCACCCGCAAGUUCCAACUCGUCAACGACGCCUACUACACCCUCUCCGACGCCACCCGCCGCAGAGACUACGACGCCCAGCGAAGGCUCUUCGGCCCCUCGGCCCCGGAGGCGGACCCCUUCGAGGAGGCCGACGAGGAGAUUCCACAGCAGCCGGGCGCCGCCGCCCAGGGCGCGUACUCGUGGGCGUGGAACUUCUUCAACAGUCGUGCCGCCGGGGCCGCCGACAACGCCGAGCGGGAGCGGACCGAAGAUGCCCAGUUCAGCGACGUCUUCGAGGAGAUGAUGCGCGAGGAGGGCAUGGCGGAGGACGGGUCGAACGCGCCGACGAGCAAGUUCUGGAGUCUGGUUGGGGGCCUGAGCGGCGGUGCGUUGGGCUUCAUCAUCGCCAACUUCCCGGGCAUGUUGGCCGGUGCGGUGGCGGGGAACAGGCUUGGGGCGGUGAGGGACGCCAAGGGGAAGAGUGUCUAUGAGGUGUAUUCGGUAAGCUUGCUCUUGCACUUGACGGCAUUCCAGGGCCUGCUUGGACGGUGA